This is a messenger RNA of Guillardia theta CCMP2712, 777 nucleotides long. RefSeq lists its product as hypothetical. NCBI's taxonomy places the organism in Eukaryota, Cryptophyceae, Pyrenomonadales, Geminigeraceae. The record is from RefSeq and is a predicted model, not a curated record. The annotation marks the transcript as partial. The transcript has 4 exons.
CGACAAUGGAAUGAAAAUUCCAGAGGAGGACCACGAGAAGUUGUUGAAGGGGGUGAAGUGGGGGAACAGGACGGACUGCACGGCAUACAUCAAGCGUAUCAACCUCGAGCACUUCAACAAGAGGGUUCACUAUGUCAAGAACGGGCUGGCUGGGGAGAGUGGAUACAUCUUAGCGUGCACUUGUUCAGCAUGCAGGUACAAAGUUGUGAUCAGGAGGAAGCGAUUUUCCAACCCCAAGAUAGCAAGCUUCUUCUGGGUGGACGUCAACACCAGCGUGCUCAGGCACGACGUCCCCGCCUGCACCUCCUUCGGGAAAGCGAGCGUCCGUUUCCUCUGCGACUCGCAGGCCUUCCGAGCGCAACUUCAGAAGGUGCAAGGAGAAGGAGAGGGGCAGGGGCAGGGGCAUCGCAUGACGGCAAAGGAGCUGCAGCAGUUGCUCAAGGAGUCGUUAGGGAUCGACACUACCAUCUCCAACAUCUACGCAGCACGGAUGAUCAUAGAGCACGGCUCCUGGGACGAGUACGAGUCCUCCUUCGGCAAGUUCCCAGCAUGGCUGGAGAAGUUCUGCCAGGACAACCUCGCCAGUCUCGGGGUGUGCGAGAGCUUCGAGGAUGGGCCUCAGAAAGGAACUUUCCGUCGCGCGUUCCUGAGCUGCGGGUCCGUGAUCCAUCACGUCAAGCGCUGUGGGCUGCGGCUGCUCCGUCAGGAGGUGUUCCCCUUGAAGCACAAGUGGUUCACCGGGAAGGGAGGACUAGCGAUGGCUGCACGAUCCCACUC